AUGGGUCGCUUAGAUGGUAAAGUCGCUAUCGUUACAGGCGCCGCGUCUGGAUUUGGCCAAGGUAUCGCUGAGCACUUCGCUGAAGAGGGCGCUCAAGUCCUCAUCUGCGACAUCAACGAAGCAGCAGGCCAAAAAGUAGCUGCGACGUCCGAAUCUUUCGAGUUUCAGAGUAUGAACGUCACUAAAGCAGCGGAUUGGCAAAGCGCUGUCGAUAAAGCCGUCCAGCUUUGGGGGCAUCUCGACAUUCUAGUCAAUAACGCCGGUACCAGCUACGAGAACAAGAGCACAAACCUGGUCACGGAGGAGGAAUUCGACAAGGUCAUGAGCGUCAACGUCAAGAGCGUCUUCCUCGGCAGCAACGCCUUCACAGCCCAGGUCAAAAAGCAAGGCUCAAAAGGCUCAAUGAUCAACAUCGCCUCCGUAGGCGCUCAUCGACCUCGACCCGGGCUAGUAUGGUACAACGCAUCCAAAGGAGCAAUCACAAACGCGACUAUGGGUCUUGCGGCGGAAUAUGGCCCGGAUGGAAUACGCGUCAACUCCAUUUGUCCCUUGGCGACUAUGACAGGUCUACUUCCUACGUUUAUCGGGAAGGAGAUUACGCCAGAGGUUCAGAAGGCGUUGGGGAAUGUUCCGCUUGGGAGGAUGGGGGAGAUUAGGGAUGUAACUAAAGCAGCGGUGUUUUUGGCGAGUGAGGAGGCUUCGUUUAUUACGGGUGUUAACCUUGAUGUUGAUGGAGGGAGGGCAAUCUAG
Molecule: messenger RNA, 750 nt
Organism: Fusarium proliferatum ET1
Lineage: Eukaryota; Fungi; Ascomycota; Sordariomycetes; Hypocreales; Nectriaceae
Exons: 4
Coding region: 1-750 (249 amino acids)
Source: RefSeq, a predicted model, not a curated record